AUGCAGAGCCUCUCUUCGGCCCGGAGGGCCGCGCCCUUCAGCGGUGCCAGGACGUCUGCUGCAGCUCCCCGGCCAUGCCUGGGCCUUUCGCUGAGCAAGCGGGCUUCUAUGCAGCAGCAGCAGCGCGCGGCGGUCACCGACGCGUCCCUGGCUGAUAUCGCCGACCUGGAGAACAGGUCCACGGGCGAGGAGGCGGACUCCGUGGGCGGCCUGCCCGUCCUGCCAAGCGACCAGGUCAAGCUGCGCGUGCGCAUGCGCGGCUACGACAUCCGCAUCCUGCGCGAUGCGUCGGACCAGAUCGUCCAGAUCGGGCAGCUGACCGGCGCCAAGGUCUCGGGCCCCGUCAACCUGCCCACCAAGAAGAAGGUGUACUGUGUGCUGCGCUCCCCCCACGUCAACAAGGACGCCCGUGAGCACUUUGAGGUGCGCACCCACCACCGCUUGAUCGACCUCAGCAACCUGUCGGCGCAGACGGUGGAGGCGCUCAUGGAGUGGAGACCAGCAUCGUCUGAGCGGCGCCUGCAAGCGCGCGGCGGCGGCGGUGGCGGCGGCGGCGGCGGCGGCUGCGACGGCAGCCGAAAGUGGCGGCAAGGGCUUGGCGCGGCCGCGGCGCAGCAGGAGCAGCAGCGGCGGCGGCGGGGGGCGGUGCAUGCCGCGCCCGUCGAUCAAAGUGCAGCAGCGGGUGGGAUGACGUAG
Messenger RNA from Monoraphidium neglectum, 696 nucleotides. RefSeq names its product 30S ribosomal protein S10. Gene Ontology annotation, molecular function: structural constituent of ribosome. Lineage: Eukaryota; Viridiplantae; Chlorophyta; Chlorophyceae; Sphaeropleales; Selenastraceae. The transcript is spliced from 3 exons. The record is from RefSeq and is a predicted model, not a curated record. Gene Ontology annotation, biological process: translation. Bases 1 to 696 code for a protein of 231 amino acids. Gene Ontology annotation, cellular component: small ribosomal subunit; ribosome; mitochondrion.